Messenger RNA from Drosophila melanogaster (fruit fly), 7593 nucleotides. RefSeq names its product wech (gene wech). The coding region runs from base 554 to 3052 and encodes 832 amino acids. The transcript is spliced from 5 exons. The record is from RefSeq and is marked reviewed. Gene Ontology annotation, molecular function: zinc ion binding. NCBI's taxonomy places the organism in Eukaryota, Metazoa, Arthropoda, Insecta, Diptera, Drosophilidae.
GAACGUGAGUUUUGCAGUUUGAUGGUUAAAUGCGUGCGUGAAGGUUGGAGUGAAGAUUUUGAGCCGAAUUCGAAUCCUAGUCCCCGCCGCAAUAAGUGGGUCAGAAUUGGAGCCGUUCGAUUGGGCCAAACAAAAAGCUGGGCGCCACCGCAGACUGCAGCUAAAACACGCCGCCAAAGUAAUUGGAAGAAGAAGCAGGCGCACAAUAGGAAUAAUUGUUCAUGGAUUUUUUCGAUUUCUCGUUCGCUUGCAGAAGGAAAAGUGCACGAGGGUGGAACCAAGGGUAAAUAAGAUUCGCCCGAAAACGCUUGGAAAAUGUAAACAAUCUGUAAGCACAGCGACGAUAAGCGAUUUUCAAAGAGUUUGCCAGCUUUUUACAUCGAUCAAACACUCGCAUAAUAAACGAAUAAGAACUGACGAUUAAAUCGAAUUGAAGUGGAGUGACGACUAUGGGAUACCCUAGGACCGCGUAGAGUGAAUGAAUUUGACAACGGAAAAGCGCCACUCCAUUGACUGCUGCCUUGUGCUAUAGAAACGUGAUCUCACCACUCUUAUGAUGGAACUUUUGUCAAACAAUUCGGUUCCGCAACAAAUGGCCAGCAGCAAUGCGCCGAGCGCCAACAAUGUGGCCCACUCCUCAACGGCCAACGGAAGUGGAGGCGGCAGUGUGAGCAGCAAUGCCAGCAACUCCUCCGAGCGACUGCUGGCGGGCAUCCUGGAGAGCUUUCCCGCCUGGGACCUCAACGUGGGACUACUGCCCAACGUGGGCCAGAGCUCACCACCACGCGCAGACUUCUUUAUCAAUAACUUCCUGGGCGGCCUGGACACGCAUGGCGACUUCAGCAUUGGACCCAUUGGCAGCGGUGCCCGCAGCAAUCCGAAGAUGUCGCCAGAGUCAUCUAACAACUCGAGCAUCAGCUGCGGUUGGUGCGAGGUUAGUGCUUCAAUACGCUGCCUGGAGUGCAACGAGUUCAUGUGCAACGACUGCCUAAGGGAGCAUCGCAACAGUCCGCUGUCCUCCAACCACUCGAUCGUGUCCUUGCCCACGCCCAUUGGAGCCUCGCCCACGGGUGGCAGCUCGGUAAAUGCACAGACUCCGCCCAGCGGCAACUUUAUCUGCGACAUACACAACGAGAUGUUGCGCUACGUAUGUGACUACUGCCGGAAAUUGGUGUGUCAGUGCUGCACACUGCACGAGCACAAGGAGCACAGCUACGCGUCCAUCCAAAGCUUUAUGGUGGGCUCGAAGGAGAAGCUGGAGGGCGCCAUUGAGAGCAGCCAGGUGGGCACGCGCUGCAUUAAGAGCAGCAUUGACAAAGCGUUGGCCUUCAUCCGGCUUAUCGAGCGCAAUUGCAGCGAGCUGAGCGAUAAUAUACGCAAGGCAUUCCGUCAGUUUAUCAUUGCCAUCGAGGACCGCGAGCGUUUCCUCCUGGACUUUGUGGAAAAGCUCCGCCAGCGUCGUCUGGCCAUCCUACACGAUCAGAUGGCAGGCUUAAAGUCUGCUCUCGCCGGACUCUCCGAAACGUCCGAUAUGCUUAGCAAGGUGGCGGACAAUGCCUGCAACAUGGACCAGAUUGAAAUUGCCAUGAAGUUGACCAAUGGGCAGAGGCAGAUGGAGCAGUUUGCGGGCAUAUAUAAGGACCUGCAGCCAAAACAGGAAGUCUUUGCCUUCGCACCACCAGAUUACAGCCUGCUACAGGAUAUCCGCAACCAGGGUGGCGUUAUCCUGGUGGACGACAAGAACUUGCCCAUCGUCUCUAGCAGCAACGGAAUUGUGCCGAGCGUCUCCAGUGUUAAUGCCGUGGCCGCGGCCUCCGUGGGAGUUGUGGGAGGCGUUGCUGGAGUAGUCGGAGGCGUUGGCGUGUCAAACGGCCUGGACUUGGCCUUCGGCAUGAACAUGCCCAACAAUCCGCUGAGUGUUGCUUCCUCAAGUGUGCGACGUCCCCUGUUGCGAGACAAUAGCUUCCGGAUUCCAUCGCCCAUAAUGCAACCACGCGGAGGAAGUGCCUGUGGGAUGUCCAGUGGGAUGUCCAGCGCUGCUCUUGAUUGGGAACUCAAUGGACUGCGCAGCUCGCCAGGAUUACACUUCAGUGCGCCGCGAACCACGCAGGCCAUUCCGGGAUGCAUGGAUCUGGUCAAGGUGCGUAACUCGAAUGCUCUCUCGCUAUCCUUCGCCACCGAGGGCCACGAGGACGGACAGGUGAGCCGGCCAUGGGGUCUAUGCGUUGAUAAAAUGGGCCACGUUCUCGUAUCGGAUCGCCGCAACAAUCGCGUCCAGGUCUUCAAUCCCGAUGGCUCCCUAAAGUUCAAAUUCGGCCGUAAAGGCGUGGGCAAUGGAGAGUUCGAUCUGCCUGCUGGAAUCUGUGUUGACGUUGAUAAUCGCAUUAUUGUGGUCGACAAGGACAAUCACCGUGUGCAAAUCUUUACCGCCAGCGGCGUCUUCCUGCUCAAGUUCGGCAGCUACGGCAAGGAGUACGGCCAGUUCCAGUAUCCGUGGGAUGUGGCCGUGAACUCGCGCCGCCAAAUUGUGGUUACCGACUCGCGCAAUCAUCGCAUCCAGCAGUUCGACUCUGAGGGUCGCUUCAUCCGCCAGAUAGUGUUCGACAACCAUGGGCAAACCAAAGGAAUCGCCUCGCCACGAGGCGUUUGCUACACGCCGACGGGCAACAUCAUAGUGUCUGACUUUGACAACCACUGCCUCUACCUGAUUGAUCCAGACAUCAACGACAUUCUUUCCGUGAAGGGACAUGAGGGCUCGGGCUUCCAUGAAUUUAAUCGACCCUCCGGCCUGUGCUGUGACGACGAGGGCCGCAUUAUAGUGGCCGAUUCAAAGAAUCAACGCAUCCUGGUCUUCAAUCAGAACCUGGACUUUAUGUGGGAUAUCGAGGUGCGACCCUCCAUCAAUCCCUUGAUGCCGCCCACGCUGGACGAGAAAGAUCGCACUUGCGAUGUGGCCAUAAUGCCAGACGGUCGCAUUGUGUUCCUCAUUGAACUGUCGCCAGACUCCAAGGAAGGGUCAAACCCUUACAAGCGGUUUGUGCACGUAUUCUAAAUAAGGCCACGAGUGCCGAUCUUUUUUUUUAGACCAUUUACAAGAGCGAAACCUUAGCGUAGAGUUUCAAAUAACAUGACGAUUAUGAGGAGGUGCCGAAACCGAUUUAAUAAGAAAAAAUCUGAAAUCAUGAAAGUUAGCGAAAAUUUUUAGCUUAAGUGCUACAACGAUUACCUCGAUAUUGCUUAAGAGUUAUGGUUACGAUUUGGUAAUUUACAAUACAAUACGAAUUACACAUAUGUAUCUAUGGAUAUCUAUAUCUAUACGCAUAUGCAUAUAUCUAGCGAAUAUACAAGCCCAACCAACUAGAACUAUAACUAAAACAAAAACAAAAAACAAAAACUAAAGCGAAAGGCAGGCGGUUGAGUAGGAUUUAGGAGAUAUAUAUAAACGUAGGGUCCGUGAGCAUUCAGUAGAGUUACCGAACCUAGUAAAAGAUAAUGCAAAGAGGGAACUCAACCAUUUACUAGAUGAAAAUAUUAUUACCUGUUAGUUAGACUGAAAGGCAGUUUGCUAGCUGAUAGAAGGAGGUACGAACCAGGUCAGGUGGCGAUUGUGUUUUUUUUUACGGGUUUGCUUAGCGGAAUGAGGAAACUACAUUCGACAAGAGUUACUAAACAUGAUUUGCAGAAACACUGUAUGGUAUGGUAUUAAUGUUUGUAUUAUAUUUAUAGUUCGUUUGUUCAGUUCUGUUUUUCGUUUAUUUUAAAAUUACUUUUUUUUUGGGACAUACAUAUGUAUUUUAAUGAUUUCCUUAUAAUUGAGACUGAGCAUUUGACAACACGAACUUUGCGUGUACGGAAGCAAAGCGAAACAAAACAAAGAAACAAACAAAAAACAAGAAAAUAUUGAUGGAACCCGCUGACUUUUCGUUGAACUUUAUACAAAGACUGAUUAACUAAACCGCAAUUUCGGAGCCAACUAAAGAACCAUAUAUGGUGAGGCCAAAAUAAGUGAAAGAGCAACACACUCAAAUUGCAAUGACAUUGAUAACGUAAAGUAACUUAACAUAGCUUAACAUACAUACUUUCGCGCAUAUAGAGCGAUACAGAUAUCAUAUAGAUCCGAUCAUCCAGUCACGAAUCAUCAUGGGCAUAGCUGAAACCGAGUUUAACUGACAUUCAUCGACAUAUUUACCCAUCCAUCCAUCCAUCCAUCCACUCACUCAUACCGAUCAUGCAUCACAGGGCUUUGUUUUUCGUUUGUCGUUACUUUGUAAUUAUUGUGAAAGGAUUUAGCCACAGGAUACAGAUUCACGGCAGGUUGAAAGGAGGAGGAGGAGGAGGGAGGGGUUAGCUAAAAUUAGUGGGACAUUUUGGGAAGUAAACGAAACAGACCUGAAACAAAAUAACGAAGAAGUUAUAAUUUUUGACUCAAUGUGUUCAUUAGCAUUUAGUAGACUUAGCGGGCGUGGCAUAGUGAAAACGUAUGGAAAAUCCAGAGCAAUAUAAGGGCGUAUUGAAUACACAUUUAGGUGACAUGUUCCUCGCAAAAGAAACAAAUAAAACAAAACAAAAGAAAACAAUACGAUGAAACUUAAUGAAGUCAUGGACAACGCAUGAAUUAGCUGAAUUAUCUGUCUAGAUGUGGGGCGUUUUUAAUAGCAAAUGUAUACACAUGCACACACACACACACGCGUAGAGCCGCCGACUAGGAUCGAUUGUGUAGGCGUAGAGACCAGGCGUGGAUUGUGAAAUGUAUUAGCCAACUUAGUUACUUAUGUAGUUUACGUUAUGUUCUUACUGUUUUGAGACGUUCUAUUCUUUGUCCUUGUGUUCAAACCCGACUUCAACGGAUCGACGGAGAUGAUGAUACAUACAUAGCUAACACUCCUUCCACGAAUAAAGCAAGAUUGCAUUAAAUGCGCAAAACAAACAAAAACCAUAAAAUCUAAAAACUUAAAUCGAAAAUCUUAAAUCUAAAUCACUAAACUAACCUUAAAAAAGAUGCAAAAAUGCCGACGGCUCUACGAGAGCGGGGUGGCAACAAAAAACAUAUACAAUAUUUAUAUACACGUAAUAUACACCAGAAGAAGGCAGAAGGCAAGAGGGGGCAAGAAGCCACAUAUUAGAGCUACAUAUAUAGAGUAGAUAUCGUAAUUAUUUUACACCUUAGUUUAGCCAACACCACCGGGACAGAGAUCCCGGGGACCCACACGAUCGCCAUAAUAUACUCGUAACCUCAUUUUAUCCAAUCGUACACCUUGAAGCGCCGUUCAUUUCUUGUGAUCCAGAUCGAAUCAUUCAAAACACUACUCGCACACAAAGCGCAUGCACGCAGAGCAUCCCCAAAAAAAUCGCAUGUACUCAUAUAUAUAUAUCAUAUAUAUAUCGCAUCGUAUCGGGCCUAGCGACAUCUGAGAAAAUGCCAUAUUUUAUAUUUGUGUGAGAUUUACUAAAACCAAUACUAAAGAACUAAUACUUAUAUCAUUACAAAUGAGCGCCGUUUUCUAAAAGCCACAGUUUAGAAAUUGUGUAAAAAAUAAAACAAAACAAAACAAACAAAAAAAAAACACACGUGAGAAAAAGAAACAAAAAACAUUAACUACAAGCGAAAUGAAGAAAUAGGGAGGAGACAAUUAAAGAGAUUUAAGCGAAUACCGAAUGCCAUAAUUCAAAAUAAAAAGCAUUUAAACGUAACGUAUAUAUCUAUAGGAUAAUGAGUAUGUUAGACACAACCAAUUACUACAAGUCAUGAGGAUACUGAACAAUUUGCCAAAGGCUAAGAAUCAAAAGGAGAAACCAAUAACUUACAUAACCACUACACUCAAAUACACACAUUCAAACGACAGAUAGUUAAAUAACUUUUACAAAAUACAUACCAAAAAUACUUAAUUAAAUGCAAGCAGGUAUUUUUUCAAAUAAACCGAAUAUUCCAAAAACACGUUGCCCAAAUACACCUACGAUUAAUUCUAAAGCAAACAAAAUGCUCAUAUACACGUAGCUACUAAUGUAAUAAAAAGAACACUAAACGAAUCCAAAACUUAAAUCAGGUAUUCACAUUUUUUUCGUAUUACUUAGACUAAGAUAAAGCGAGUCGGCGAGCCGCCAGCCUGACUAAAUGACUAAAAUCAUCGUGAGAUGAUUUCAAAGAUUUUUCAAAGAUAUAAGGAGGAUGUAAGGAGGAGCGAGCGUUGCAAGACCCACAUAUGUAACUAUUUACUAAGCCACGUUUUAUAACAAACAUAACAACAAAUCGAUCGACGAUGCUAAAGCAAACGGAAUGAACUCUUAUCAAAAUACAAUUUUGAGUAAUACUUUUAAAACGACAAAUGCAAAAAACAAAAAAAAAAAAAAAAAAAAAAAAAAAGCAAUUCUCGGCCAGAGCAGAGAAACGAUUUCACUACCAACUAAAAAGAUCUUUAAAAUUACGUACUAUGCAUACAUACACAUAUAUAUUUUGACGCGAUCAUUUAGCCAUUAAGUUUCUAAGAGAACAACACCCACGAUUAUAACUAAAUUUGAAAGCAUUUCUCAUUUGGAAAUUAUGAACAUAAACAUACGCAUACGCAACGCAUAAGCAUACAUACAUACAUACAUAAAUACACGUACAUAACAUAUGUAAUAAUUAUGGAGCAAUUGAGUACAAAACGAGUACAAAUUUAAAUUAUAAGCCAGAUCGGAGGACACACACGGACACACACCGCUUAAGUUAAACCAUACACGGAGCAGUUGAAAUAUUGAUAGGCCAGCUACUGGUUUCGCAUAGCAAGUACAGCAUGUACUCAUAUAUUCAUAUUCAUAUUCAUAUUCAUAUUCGAGCGGAGGACUGGACUCAGCGAAAUAGCCAGCAUACUAACCACACAUAUAAGCAUAGUCGCAGUACAUACAUACAUACAUAGUUACUUAACAUAGACUAGCCUAGACUAGCCCGCAAAACUAUACAUCUACAUAUAUAUCUAGGGCAAAUGAUUACCAAAUUACAAAUUACCAAAAUCCCUCCUAGCCCGCUAAUCUAAAUCUCAUCUAGUUUGAUUUGCUCUCGAUAGAUAGGCGAGAUCGCGUUUGGCACACCCAAAAAGCAUCUCAAGCAUUUUCACCCACUCAGCAUUCUGCAUUCUGCAAUCUGCAAUCUGCAUUCAGCAGUAUUCAGCAUUCAGCAUCAGCGUACAUACAUUCAUAUGUAGGGGCGUGCGGGUACUAGGUACACCCACCAGUAAGCAGCUAUUAAGUCCGAGUAAGGCGAUAAAUCGAAGUCUAGGAAAUCUACCAAAUCAAGCGACGGAUUCAAUAACGAGUUGCAGUUUAAAAUUGUAAUUGUGUAGUAGUGGAAAGCGAGGAGGAGGUCAGAAACAAGCGCGGACCACGGGUGCGCCACCACCUGGUGGCUGCGUGGUCUGGCACUUUUCUAUAUACAUGCAUACACAUACAUAUUUAUAUACCCGAAUAUAUAUAUAUAUAUAUAUACAAGCGUACAUAGGUGUGGACUUGACGAGACAAGAGUAAGAGUAUAUUUUAUACGAUAAACAAAUUUUAUAACAUAUUUAAUAAUAAAUUAUACACUAAUAAUUGUGGACACUGCUCUGCGUUUUUUUCUAUCUC